AUGGUGGAGUCUGAGAAUAGUAAGUUCCAAGUAAGUUCCAAGCGUAUUGGAGCUUCUAGAAGGACAAUCACAUCAGUUGUUGCGCUGGCACGGGCAUGUACUGUAAACCUCUGCCCUUUUCCCGAAGGGCAGAGAAACGUGCCCACUACUAAUUUGGUAGCGCUGGGGCAACGAGGACGCGGCAAUUGCGGGACAAUCUCUCACUGCUGUCGCAGCGCCGGCCCCGUUCUGUGCCUCUGGAAUCUCCUUUCUUUUCACAACUUGACGCCUUUUUUACAGAUGACAGAGCGAAAACGGGUACUCGCGCAAGCGCGAGCAGAAGAGCUUUUCUCUUCCGGGAAGCAUCUUCCUUCCGACAAGGACACCUCGGCGCGUCCACAAAAGAUGCGCAAAGUAUCUGUGACAGCCAAAAAGUUGGGCUUGGGCAAAGAAGAAUGGAAUCGACUAAAGCCUGAACCACUCAAGAAGAUGCUCAAGCAGUACUCGAAGCAGCUUGCAAAACAAGUCGAGCGCGACUGGUGGCGGGGCUACGACGAGCAGGUGGCGACGGUAUCGAAAUGGGCGACCGCGCUUCACGAGCCGCUACAGGCGGUGUUGGACAUUGGCGUGGGAAAGCGACAUGCGAUUGAGCAGUGCAAUGAUGUGUUAUGUUUGGUGGGCGACAAUUGGCGGGACAUGUGCGCGACGCCGUGUCGAGUAUCUAUCGCUGGAAUGAUGGGGAAUGAGGUUUGUGUGAGGUUGCGGUUACCAUGGGGGAGGGAGAAGAGAUUCAACGCAUUUUUUUUGGAGAGACCAUUGGAGGAUAUGGUGGGGUUUGUGUGGAGGAUGUUGUUACGGGUCGCGGCGGUAGAGGCGGGGCGGGGGGAGUUGAGUAGAGAGGUCGUGUUUCGGGGGAUCAAGGAUGCUGUGGACAAUGGGGUUACAUUGAGGAGUGGUGAGGUGGCUGGGUGGGCGGAUAUUGCGGACGGGGUGGAGGAGUUGGAAGCGCCGUCCGAUGGUGUGAUGAACGGGAACGUGGAUGGUUCCGAGUUGGAUGCGCUUGUGGAGCAGGGGGAGAAUUGGAAAGGUUUGGAAUCGAGGAUACGCAUUUUUCGGAUGCGAGAGAGGCUAGAUCCACGGGGCGGGAAGGACUCAAAAACGACUGCGAUCACCUCGUUCCGAGGACGUUUUGCUUUUCUUCGGAUCGAGAGAUGCAGAGUUGCGAAGAGCGAAAGUGUGCUCUGGCAGAGGCUGGAACCUUGA
Chondrus crispus (carragheen) is the source of this 1242-nucleotide messenger RNA. RefSeq lists its product as hypothetical. Bases 1 to 1242 code for a protein of 413 amino acids. The transcript is spliced from 3 exons. Lineage: Eukaryota; Rhodophyta; Florideophyceae; Gigartinales; Gigartinaceae. The record is from RefSeq and is a predicted model, not a curated record.